CUCUCUCUUUCCCGUGCUCGCGUCUAGGGUUAGGGUUUCUCUCGACCCUGUUUUUAGGGUUAGGGUUAGGGUUUUAUCUCAUCUCCUUCUCCGAUCAUCUAAGACGAUGCAACCAGCCGGAGGGAUGGCACCACCGCCGAUGAACCAGCAGCAUAUGGCCCAGCCUCAGCAGCAGUGGGGAAUGAUGGCGCCUCCGCCGCCGCCACAGUACCAGCAACCUCCGCCGCCGAUGUGGGGCCAGCAGCCGCCCCAGAUCCCUCCGACGCAGCAGCAGCAGCAGCAGCAACAGUAUCCGGCUCAGUACCAGGCUCCGCAAGCGCAGUACCAGGCGCCGGCGGCGCAACCGGCUUCGUCUGACGAGGUUCGGUCGCUGUGGAUCGGGGAUUUGCAGCAUUGGAUGGAUGAGGCUUACCUUCAGAGCUGCUUUUACCAGGCCUUACAGAACGGAGAGCUUCUUUCUGUUAAGAUCAUCCGCAACAAGCAAUCUGGUCAAUCGGAGGGUUAUGGUUUUCUAGAAUUUGUGUCACAUGCCAUUGCAGAAUAUUUUCUCCAAACAUAUAAUGGUCAAAUGAUGCUUAAUGUUGAUCAAAAUUAUAGACUGAACUGGGCUUCACUGGGUGCGGGUGACAGGCGUGAUAAUUCUGCAGAGUAUACAAUAUUUGUUGGAGAUCUGGCCUCAGAUGUCACUGAUCACAUGUUACAAGAGAUAUUUAAGAAUGCCUACUCCUCUGUGAAAGGAGCAAAGGUUGUGACCGACCGAGUUACUGGACGUUCUAAAGGCUAUGGUUUUGUUAGAUUUGGAGAUUUAAAUGAGCAAACUCGUGCAAUGACUGAAAUGAAUGGGGUUUACUGUUCUACAAGAGCUAUGCGCAUUGGGCCUGCAGCCAGCAAGAAGAGUGGAGACACCCAGCAACAAUAUGGUACAAAAGCUUCCUAUCAGACAACUCAAGGGAGUGAGUCGGAGAGUGAUCCAAACAAUACAACUAUAUUUGUUGGCGGGCUAGAUCUGAAUGUUUCUGAAGACCUUCUGCGCCAAACAUUCAGCAACUAUGGAGAGUUGGUGCAUGUAAAGAUACCUGCUGGCAAACGCUGUGGAUUUGUUCAGUUUGCUAACAGAGCCAAUGCUGAGGAGGCUUUGAAGGUUCUACAUGGAACUCUUUUGGGAGGCCAAAAUAUCCGGUUGUCCUGGGGUCGCAGUCCCAAUAAGCAGCCCCAACAAGAUCAGAACCAAUGGAAUGGUUCCAACUAUUAUGGUUAUCCGCAAGGGUACGAUACAUAUGGUUAUGCCCCUCCACCUGCUCAAGAUCCAAACAUGUAUGGUUAUUCAGCAUACCAAGGAUAUGGAGGCUAUCAGCAACAACAGUGAUUAACAACUAGAACAUGGGAGAGGAGAUGAUUCUUGAAAUAUCAUGUGUGAUCUAGAUCAGGGUGGCCUGCUGGUUUGUAACCGGUGGGAGAUGUGGUUUGCAGUUUGCUUAUGCUGCGCAACUUGCUUAAAACUUAUAUUUUUCAAUUUUCUUUUGUGGGUUUAAAAAUGAGUAGUACCCUUUUAAGACUGGUAUAGAUUUGUUUGCUCUGUGUUUGCCAGCAUGUUUUAAUGUGAGAAUUUUGUUGCUCGACC
This is a messenger RNA of Dioscorea cayenensis subsp. rotundata (Guinea yam), 1621 nucleotides long. Its product is annotated as polyadenylate-binding protein RBP45. The coding region runs from base 107 to 1366 and encodes 419 amino acids. The record is from RefSeq and is a predicted model, not a curated record. Gene Ontology annotation, cellular component: cytosol. Gene Ontology annotation, molecular function: mRNA binding. NCBI's taxonomy places the organism in Eukaryota, Viridiplantae, Streptophyta, Magnoliopsida, Dioscoreales, Dioscoreaceae. The transcript has 7 exons.